Messenger RNA from Fomitopsis serialis, 1350 nucleotides. Its product is annotated as ferrochelatase. Gene Ontology annotation, biological process: heme biosynthetic process. Lineage: Eukaryota; Fungi; Basidiomycota; Agaricomycetes; Polyporales; Fomitopsidaceae. Gene Ontology annotation, molecular function: protoporphyrin ferrochelatase activity. The record is from RefSeq and is a predicted model, not a curated record. The transcript is spliced from 7 exons. Bases 271 to 1245 code for a protein of 324 amino acids.
AUACACAGCGACCAUGCAUAAGCGGCUUCCGCCCACACCCUCGCUGCGUUAAAUUCAACGCAUCCAGAACACAGAGGUCGCGCUGCUCGUCCGAAAGUACUCGACCAUCACCCUCAAUGUCUCCCAUCCAACGGACAAGUGCGCUUACGCGCUCUCUAACGCGCUCGCUCGCGACCCUCAACCAUGCCCCGCCUGCCGGGAAGAGUCCAACAGGUAUGAUGUGUAUUUAUCCAGCGGUGUUCUGCGGGAUGACACGGUAUAGCGAUUGUUAUGCUAAACAUGGGAGGGCCCUCCACGCUCCCGGAGACGCACGACUUCCUCAAAAACCUGUUCUCCGACGGAGACCUCAUCCCACUCCCCUUCCAGUCCCUCCUCGCGCCCUGGAUCGCACGCCGGCGCACGCCCAAAAUCGAGCAGCAGUACGCUGCCAUAGGGGGUGGCUCGCCCAUCCUGAAGUACACGAACAUCCAGGGCGAGCGCAUGGCCGCCCUGCUCGACGAGCUGCACCCCGCAACCGCGCCCCACAAACACUACGUCGCGUUCCGGUACGCGCAGCCGCUGACGGACGCGACUGCGCGCCAGAUGAAGGCGGACGGCGUGAAGCGCGCCGUGGCGUUCACACAGUACCCGCAGUACAGCUGCAGCACGACGGGGAGCAGCUUGAACGAGCUCUACAGGCGGGGAAGGCGGGCGAGGUCGGGGACAUGUCUAAUUUGCCUACAGGCGGUCGCGCAGAACAUCGAGCGGGCGCUGGCGGAGUUCCCGGAGGAGACGCGCUCGGACGUCGUGCUGCUCUUCUCGGCCCACUCACUUCCCAUGUCGGUCGUGUCGGCCUCCGUCUCGGCGGUGAUGGACCGGCUCGGGCAUUCUAACCCGUACAGGCUCGUCUGGCAGUCGCAGGUCGGGCCACGGGGACGCGCUGAAGGGCUCGCGCGGCUGGGGCGCAAGCGAGUCGUGCUCAUCCCGAUCGCGUUCACGAGCGACCACAUCGAGACGCUGUACGAACUCGACCUCGAGUACGCGCAGGAGGCGAAGGAGCACGGCAUGGAGGUAGUCCGCGCCGAGUCGCUCAACGAAUCGCCAGUGUUCAUCCGUGCGCUCGCGGACCUGGCGGCAACACAUCUGCGGGACGUCAGCGCUGGAAAAGCAGGGCCGAUGAGUGUGCAGAUGGGCCUCCGGUGUCCAGGGUGUACGAACGCGACGUGUGGGCAGCAGAAGGCUUGGUUUGCGCGCGGAGGGCGCUAGCAGGCAGGCUCGCCGCCCGGGAUCGGUGUGGUAGACACGGCCUGUGACAUGUCUCUUCUGUUCUGCUCUGUCGGCGAAUAUGCAACGGUCCGAUGCACCCCCCUC